Messenger RNA from Cynoglossus semilaevis (tongue sole), 657 nucleotides. It is a transcript of the gene g0s2, whose product is annotated as G0/G1 switch 2. The record is from RefSeq and is a predicted model, not a curated record. Bases 20 to 352 code for a protein of 110 amino acids. The transcript has a single exon. NCBI's taxonomy places the organism in Eukaryota, Metazoa, Chordata, Actinopteri, Pleuronectiformes, Cynoglossidae.
UGUAUAAUUCAGAGAGCUCAUGGAAUCCCUCGCUGAGAUAAUUCCUUUUGCUAAGGAGAUGAUGAACCAGAAGCCAAAGUGGGCCAUGGUGAAGAUCUACACCAUCGGCUCCACCCUGGCCAUACUCGGAGUUAUUGGUGGACUUUUGGGCAUGGUUCUCCUGCCUUUUGAGGAGCAGGAGGUGAUCGAAGAGACACCAGUGUUUCUGCUCAGGAAGAAGAAAGAGAAAGAACAAGUGUUCACAUCACAUACCUAUGGCUCUGGACCUGAAGAUGCGUUGGAGACAGCAGUGAUCAAACAUCUGGUGUCUGCUGGACAGAGAAGCUCAGCAAACCGUUUGCACGCUUCAUGAAGAAACUGAUCAAGGCAGAAGGUUGUAAAAUGAAUAAUCAUGUACGACUGCACUUUCUUUUCAACUAGUUUUUUUAUGUUGUUACAAGUGCAAAUCUCACUGCUGGCUUUUAAUAUGAAUAUGUGGAUACAGAUCUGACUGCUGUGCAGCAGAUUGAUGCAGUGAUGCAUACGCAAUGAAUGUGCUGGUAAUACUUGUAAAUAAUUUCAUAUUGCACUCCAAUAAAACAUAUUUUCAGUAAGUAACAGGAGCAGACCUUGACUGAAUAAUGAUGAAUGCAAAGGAUUAAAACAAAGAUUAAAGAA